GAGCUGCAGGGCGCGGGCAUCGCGCAGGAGCUGAACAUGCUGGCCCUGGUCCUUGACAGGAUGAUGAGCCAGGGGCAGUACGACGAGCUGAUCAACUCGCAGGCCGCGGAGGUGACCUGCCUGCGCCUGUACUCGAUCUGGAAGGCCUACGAGCGGGUGCAGUGCAAGAGCGACUGGCUGAGGCCCAAGGCGCAGCACGGCGGCAAGUGGCGCUCCAAGGUCGACUGGAGCCUGGCGGAGGAGUACCUGCGCCUCGACGGGGACCCCAACAGCGAGAACAGGGGGGCCGAUGACGAGGUCCUGGAGAAGCUCAGGCCCGCCCAGCAGAUCUCAGAGGCCAUCUACCGUUCCGACGCUGUGCUGGCCCCGCUGGCGCGGGACAUGGUGCACGAGCUCGGGGCAGCCAAGAACGACGAGGUCGUGCUGCCGCAGCUGGAGAGUAUGGCGGACGGAGGCGCGGCGACGCCCGAGGCGCGCGAGGCGGCGUGCCUCUUCUGCUGCGGCGAGCCGGAGGCGCUCCCCUGCGGCCACGACUGCUGGCACGCCCAGUGCAUCCUGCACUGGCUCUCCGAGUGCAGGAGCGGCCCGGGCGGGACCGCUUGUGCCACCCUCCCAUACUCGUUGUCCGCCUGCCCCCGCUGGGGCACCGGUGGCAGUCUGCGCGGCGAGGAGCUGCAGGGCGCGGGCAUCGCGCAGGAGCUGAACAUGCUGGCCCUGGUCCUUGACAGGAUGAUGAGCCAGGGGCAGUACGACGAGCUGAUCAACUCGCAGGCCGCGGAGGUGACCUGCCUGCGCCUGUACUCGAUCUGGAAGGCGUACGAGCGGGUGCAGUGCAAGAGCGACUGGAUGAGGCCCGCCCAGCAGAUCUCAGAGGCCAUCUACCGUUCCGACGCUGUGCUGGCCCCGCUGGCGCGGGACAUGGUGCACGAGCUCGGGGCAGCCAAGAACGACGAGGUCGUGCUGCCGCAGCUGGAGAGUAUGGCGGACGGAGGCCCCGAUGGUAUACCAUUCCGAGCGUGGCGAAAACUGGGAGAGUUUGCCGCCCGUGCUCUGUACGAUGCUUUUGUUGCCAUGGUGGGCACCGACGGUUUGAGCCUCCUGGAGACGGACUGGGGCGACUUCAAUGAGAGUUCCAUGGUGUUCUUGCCGAAAAAGCUUAGUGCCGCUACCCCGGACGGCAUGGACUUCUACAGGGCUGCCCUCUUUCACCGCUGCUUUUUGCCGUGCUGUCGGACGUUCUGUUACGUCGGCUGCGCCUACGCCGACGACCUCGCGGUGGCCCUCGCCCACAGCACGCGGGGCGCGCCCAUUCUCGAGCACGCUUUUGACGAGCAUGAACGGCUGUCAGGACUCUGGCUUCACCAGGGGAAAAGCGCGUGGGUGCCCUUAUCCUUGACACCGAUGGACAUUGUCAGAGCUCGCUUACACGCAGCAGCGCCCACCUGGGGGGAGUUCACGGCGCGCCGGCACGCCGCGUACUUGGGCUUCGAGGUGGGGCCCGAGCGCGCGCAAUCGUCGUGGACGAAACCGCUGCAGAAGUACACGUCGCGUGCACGGACAUGGCGGGCCGUGGGCGGAGGAAUGCUCAUCACCAUCCUCGCCUACCGCGUCUACAUCUUCCCCGCCCUUUGCUUCCUCAUGCAGCUGGACAGGCUGCCGCCGGACUGGGCCGAGCAUGAGCAGAAGGCAUGCGCGCUGCUGUUCCCGGGGCCUCGCUGCUGGACGCCACCUGCCGCUUUGCGUGAUUUAUGCUCGUUGGGACUCCCUUCGCAGCUUCCCGAUGCCCACGCCACAGCCCUCGCGGCCAAGUGCAGGGUACACCGAUGGGAGGCCGACGCCACAGGGGGCUUGCACAUCCCACGCCGGCGGCGCUUGCUGCUGGACAAGAUUAGCGGUUCGGACAACCUCCAGCAGUUGGCCACCUGGCACGAGUGGUACACUGGCAUCUUCAUCAUGAAUCUCGCGGACGCGCAGUAUCGCCUAGAGGCCCGCGCCGCCGGGACCGGCACCUCCGCCGCAUUGCUGGCCCAAG
This is a messenger RNA of Prorocentrum cordatum, 2032 nucleotides long. NCBI's taxonomy places the organism in Eukaryota, Dinophyceae, Prorocentrales, Prorocentraceae. The record is from the annotation of a GenBank genome assembly.